Molecule: messenger RNA, 1399 nt
Organism: Armigeres subalbatus
Lineage: Eukaryota; Metazoa; Arthropoda; Insecta; Diptera; Culicidae
Exons: 2
Coding region: 386-1399 (337 amino acids)
Source: RefSeq, a predicted model, not a curated record
AAAAAAUCAACGUUGCGUGUAUUGCGUGGCAGACGACACGACAUGGCAUCCGUCGCAUUGUCAGCGGCGAUCGUGAUCAAGAUCAAAUCGAGUUGAGGAUGCGUCGAUCACGACCUUGUUUGCUCUCGCGAUGAGGGUUGUUAUUCUGGUGUUGAUGUUGAUGUGCGUCGAACCUGAUACAAUUUAGGUACAUACAUACACAGUUUGUGCUAUCCUGUCGUCGCGUCGUCGUGAUCAACCAGAUUUUCCGAACCGGGGCGGCGUUCAACGGUGUUGACUCGAGUCGAAAACGUUAUACGUAAUCGCAUCGAAAUGUACUUCCUGCGGUUCUGUCAGCAGCGCGGUGGAGGUUGCGGUGUUGGUGGUUGUCCCUAUACUAAGAUCUAUGAAGGCGAAAGAAGCUGCUCGACGGUGUCGACGCAGUAGUGGUGCAAGCGCGCGAGUGAAUACUAAUAUGGUGACGACAAUCAAGAUCACCGGCGACGGAGUGUUUAUCCAGUCCAAUUCGUAUCUGGCAAACGGCGGGGGCGGCGGCAUCGGUGCACAUCUCCACAGCCGCCAACAGUCAGCGUCGUCCGAACCGGGUGGCAAUUCGUCCGGUAGCAAUAGUAGUUCGCUAUCCCGUGGUGGGGAAUUCGGUGGACCGGGCAGUGAUCACGGCAGCUCCUCGAGCGGUGGCCACGAGGAUCAUCAAAUGAGUCGAUCGUUUACAAAUAUUGUUAAAGACCGGGUGGAUCGAGACAGAAAUAACAAUAAUAGUUUGGAUCCAAGAGUUGCUUUCAGUGAUAGUAAUAAUAAUUUUCCGAAAAUUUCAAGAAGACGGUAUCAGUCGGAAGAAGUGCUCCCUCGGUUGCAAAAGUUCAGUGGAAGUUCGGAUGGGUCGGAUACAGUGGACGCUGCCGGUUCCACAUAUUAUAACAGUAGUGCCGAAUCGGAUGAUCAAUUCACAAUAUCUUUUCUGAACACUCGCGGGCAUAACGGUAAAAGUUUACUAAACCAAAAGUUCAUAGUCUACAACAGCAAGAAACCAAGACAGUCCAGUAUCCUAACGCAAAACGGUUACCAUCACCCGGGCCAGUAUCGGCAGUACCUGAAUGGACGUCUCAAGCCGGCCUAUUCAACGUCGGUUCUAACCUCCCCUUCGUUGAUAGCUGCCAGUAUCGCCGAGAGUAGUCCGGAUCGUCCGUCCACCGGGACGCCACCUCCAAGACUUACGGUCGCUAAGUCUACUUCGUACCUACAGCGGACGAUAUCGCCGGCUCCGUCCCCGUCGCUGUCCUCGCUGUCACCUUCUAGUGGAUUUGCGUCGACUUCACCGACGCCGCCUUCGUCGGGAUCGCUGCCCACGGCAGCAGCAGCAUCACCGCCAUCAGUCACCGACUUGUCAUCGGGUCAGUAG